AUGUUGAAGAAAAUUAACAAAGCGUCUUCCAACCGUUUUGGUAAUGGGAAAAGUGCCAAUCAAGGUCAGUUGAAGGGAAAUGACAAAUACGGCCAGGAUGAAGAAUAUUCAAUGUCAGAGGAGGUAACAGGAACAGUGACAGAUGAAGCGAGUGAUGAGGAAUCCAAGGCAUGUGAAGGAGGGAAUUUUGUAUUAAACGACUUUCUAUCAUACAAAGAGAACUCACAAGUGCUGAAAAAAUUUUUUAUAUUUGUUUUAUUAAUUAUUUUGUCUCCAGUAAUUUUAUUAGUCAUGUACAAAUACGUUCUUACGUGGUGCUUCAAAAUAUCGAAGGACACCUGCCUUCUUAUUAGCCUUUUUUUCGUAGUGGUUUACAUCAUGUCGCUUACCUUACUAUAUGCCUACCUAGCGUUCAGUGAGGAAGAGGUGUCAGACCGAGGGAGUUCGGGCAGACACGGGAAGAAGUGGAGGUAG
This is a messenger RNA of Plasmodium knowlesi strain H, 474 nucleotides long. Its product is annotated as conserved Plasmodium protein, unknown function. Bases 1 to 474 code for a protein of 157 amino acids. NCBI's taxonomy places the organism in Eukaryota, Apicomplexa, Aconoidasida, Haemosporida, Plasmodiidae. The transcript has a single exon. The record is from RefSeq and is a predicted model, not a curated record.